This is a messenger RNA of Ochotona curzoniae (black-lipped pika), 2567 nucleotides long. It is a transcript of the gene TMEM151B, whose product is annotated as transmembrane protein 151B. Bases 303 to 2015 code for a protein of 570 amino acids. Lineage: Eukaryota; Metazoa; Chordata; Mammalia; Lagomorpha; Ochotonidae. The transcript is spliced from 3 exons. The record is from RefSeq and is a predicted model, not a curated record.
CGGGAGCGGGCGGGAGGCGGAGCGGCGCCGCGAGGGCCUCAAGGUGACACCCGCCCCCGGCCCCGGCCCCCCCAGCCCGGCCCCCAGCCCGCCUCCCCGCCCCGACCCCCUCCCCAGCCCCUCCCCGCCUCCCGCCACCCCCUCCCCCGGUGCCCUUCCCAGGCCCCCUCCCCCCCGGCCGGGGGGUGGGGAGCAGUGAGGGCCCCGCCCCCUGCGCCCCCUCCGCUGGGUCCCGCGCAGGAUGCCCCCGGCCCCUGGCAGCCCCCCGGGAGGUCCUGAGCUCGACGCACCCCCUCUACGCCAUGUCCCCCCCUGGCUCGGCCGCGGGAGAGAGCGCCGGCGGCGGCGGCGGCGGUGGCGGCGGCCCCGGGGUCCCGGAGGAGCCCACGGCGGCGGCGGCGGACGAGGGUCCCGCCCGAGAGGAGCAGCGUCCCAUCCAGCCCUCUUUCACCAAGUCCCUCUGCCGUGAGUCCCACUGGAAGUGCCUCCUGCUCUCGCUGCUCAUGUACGGCUGCCUAGGGGCCGUGGCCUGGUGUCACGUCACCACGGUGACCCGCCUCACCUUCAGCAGCGCCUACCAGGGCAAUAGCCUCAUGUACCAUGACAGCCCCUGCUCCAACGGCUACGUCUACAUCCCCCUGGCCUUCCUGCUCAUGCUGUAUGCCGUCUACUUGGUGGAGUGCUGGCACUGCCAGGCUCGCCAUGAGCUGCAGCAUCGCGUGGACGUGAGCAGCGUGCGGGAACGUGUGGGCCGCAUGCAGCAGGCCACACCUUGCAUUUGGUGGAAGGCCAUCAGCUACCACUAUGUCCGCCGCACCCGCCAGGUCACCCGUUACCGCAAUGGAGAUGCCUACACCACCACCCAGGUCUAUCACGAACGCGUCAACACCCACGUGGCAGAGGCCGAGUUCGACUAUGCUCGCUGUGGCGUCCGAGACGUGUCCAAGGCGCUGGUGGGGCUGGAGGGCGCGCCUGCCACGCGGCUGCGCUUCACCAAGUGCUUCAGCUUCGCCAGCGUGGAGGCUGAGAACGCGUACCUGUGCCAGCGCGCACGCUUUUUCGCCGAGAACGAGGGUCUGGACGACUACAUGGAGGCGCGUGAGGGCAUGCACCUCAAGAAUGUAGAUUUUCGCGAGUUCAUGGUGGCCUUUCCCGACCCGACCCGGCCUCCCUGGUACGCCUGCUCCUCGGCCUUCUGGGCCGCUGCCCUACUCACUCUGUCCUGGCCGCUUCGGGUGCUGGCGGAGUACCGCACGGCCUAUGCGCACUACCACGUGGAGAAGCUCUUCGGCCUGGAGGGCCCGGGCUCAGCGAGCAGCAUGGGCGACGGCCUGAGCCCCAGCGACGAGCUGCUGCCCCCUCUCACGCACCGCCUACCACGGGUCAACACGGUGGACAGCACGGAGCUCGAGUGGCACAUCCGCUCCAACCAGCAGCUGGUGCCCAGCUACUCGGAGGCGGUGCUCAUGGACUUGGCAGGACUGGGGGCACGCUGCGGCGCGGGGGCGACGGCCGGGGGUUACGCGCCCACCUGUCGCUACGGCGGAGUGGGCGGCCCAGGUGCAGCGGGCGUGGCACCUUUCCGGCGCAGCUGUGAGCACUGCCAGCGCGCCGUCAGCAGCUCGUCCAUCUUCUCGCGCAGCGCCCUGAGCAUCUGCGCCAGCCCGCGAGCCGGCCCGGUGCCGGGCGGCAGCGGUGGUGCCGGGGGCUGCGGGGGCAGCCGCUUCUCGCUCGGCCGCCUCUAUGGCUCGCGGCGGAGCUGCCUCUGGCGCAGCCGCAGCGGGAGCGUCAACGAGGCGAGCUGCCCCACGGAGCAGACGCGCCUGUCCAGCCAGGCCAGCAUGGGCGACGACGAAGACGACGACGACGACGAGGAAGAGGAGGCCGGGCCUCCGCCGCCCUAUCACGACGCCCUGUAUUUCCCCGUCCUCAUUGUCCACCGGCAGGAGGGGUGUCUGGGCCACAGCCACCGGCCGCUGCACCGCCACGGCUCCUGCGUGGAGACCUCACUGUGACCUGUGGUCGCUGGAGUGGCCCGCGCCCUCCGCCCUCCUGCCCCUCGUGGCCUGUGUGCACAGCACUACCCCCACCCCCGCGAGCAGCGCGGGAGGUGCAAGGUGACUUGAGGCUGCACGUGGAGGGAACGACUGCAAGGGAUAGGGACGAGGAGAGGGCGCUGGGUUCGGGGAAGGCCCGAUGGGCCAAGAACCCCGCGGAGCCCCUGUACAUAAAAACACGGGUGGCUGGGGAGAGAGGUGGACAGCGCCUGCCUCUAACAGCCCCUCAUCCCUAACGGGGCACCACCUUUCCGACGUGCACACUCGACCUCCCUUUCCACCCCCCACCCUCACUUCCACCCCAGGUCUUCUGACUGUUACUUGGCGACUGUACUGGAGAGGGAGAGGGUCUGUGUUGAUACUGGCUGACACUCCCUGGGAGGGAGUAGGGAAGGGAACCUGGGCUUCCCUUGUGGAGUUGCCUUGGCUACAACGGCAGGGGGCGUGGUUUGGUGAACAGCAGGGCUGGAUUCCCCUACUCCCACCCCCCACCCCCCCUACACACCUACG